AUGGAUUACAAGUUCAGCAGCCAUCUGCCGGUGUUGAGCAAACGAGGAGGGUCGUCGCAUACUGAUAAUUCUCAACUGCCGCCAAGUUCCCGAAGCUCGUUGAGAUCCAAUGCCACCCGAUGGGAUAGCUUUUCCGGGGAUUCGACAAUGAGCGAUUUCGCUAGAACCGGGCAGAUGGCGCCGGGUGGUGUUUCUUUCCAAACACACAUCUCCGCCAAUCCUCAGCCGUCCGGGUCUCAAUCCUCGAGCCUCUUCGGCAAGGGCAAGGAACAGCUUCUGCCGAAAAAAGUCCGUGGUAGACUUUCCACAGGGGAGAACACGCUACCGCCCGCUAUGCGUGAACCUUGGAAGGGCCCUAGUGGACGAUCACCGAUAGUCGCGCCCAUUCAGGAACAGCCGCGAGCCCGGUCGUCCUCCCGCGUGCGCAUCUCGCCAAGCAACGAUCGCUUGAGAGACGAUGCAAAACCAUCGCUCGAUUAUUCUUCGUUGGGUAUUGUUCCCUCGGUCGUGACCACAAUCACGGGGGGUGAGACGCCAGAUAAGCGCGUGCCCAGUACGAGCGCCAGCGCCCAUAGUUCUCGAACACGGCUGCCUAGCAGCCGAGAGAACCUUGUUUACAGCAGUGCCUCCAGCCAUGCUCCGCCACGUGUGGAUCUUCCAGCACCCGAACUUGAUGCCUCACUGGCCGACCUGAAACUCAUCACCGAUGACGACGUUUUGCAGCCUAGCAGCCGCUUCAGCGUGACUACUUAUGAGCCCACCGAAGCAUCCAGUACGACGACCAGUCGCCGCACCAGCGUUGAUACAGCGUCGCAGUCUACAGAAAACUUCUCUUCGAUCAUGUCCCGCAAACGACCGGUCCCCAGCGCGGUGGCGCCCUCCAAGAAACCAUCCCGUAAACCCACCCCCUCGCAGGCUUCCAACGAAGACGCAGUUUCCACUGCACCCACCGAGCUCUCGCCAGAGGAACAGGCCCAGAGUCGCAUUGAUUCCCUUGAAGCUAGAAAGGAUAGCCUUGCCCGGCGCCGAAUCAAUAUCAACACGAUGAUCCACGAACUGACCCAGGUCAUUCAACCAAGUUCCAUCGCAUACGACAUUGCUGCCAGAGAUGAAGUCAAGAAAACUGUUACCAGUCUAAAUAACGAACUAGCCGAGAUCCAACGGGAAGAGCAUGAGCUCGGCCUUAAACUCUACAGAGCCUGGAAGAAGCGAGAUGAACGAAACAAUUAUGGCGGUGGCAGUGGAUUAUGGGUUAAGCGAAUAACCAGUUAA
Aspergillus melleus is the source of this 1272-nucleotide messenger RNA. RefSeq lists its product as uncharacterized. The record is from RefSeq and is a predicted model, not a curated record. NCBI's taxonomy places the organism in Eukaryota, Fungi, Ascomycota, Eurotiomycetes, Eurotiales, Aspergillaceae. The coding region runs from base 1 to 1272 and encodes 423 amino acids. The transcript has a single exon.